AUUCUAUUCAAAGAUGUUGCGGAGGAGAACUGAAGGACGGAGUCUGUCAAGUAGCUGAAACUGAGAGCGGCAAUUUGUCGCUCAGGGGGAUUUUUGAUGCUGAACAUGGAACACUGAGUGAAGUUUUAGCAAGCGCGCUAGGAUGAUCUUUCCAGGGAAAAUUUAGAUAUUGUUUCAAGAUGGUUCAUCUCUACGUCCAGAAGCUCGUCAACAUGCUCAUGCUGCCGGUCGUCCAGCUCUUUCUCUUGGCGACACUUCUACCCGCACAGAAAUCGCAUUUUGUCGUCGCCGCUGCCUCCACCCAGGGCUCGACAUCUGCAGCACGUACCCUGUACACCGAAGGCUCCGGUCUUGUGCAACACCUCCUAGCGAAGCAGGUCACUUGGUUCGAACAUGGAUUAUUGGGAAAGCCACCACACCACCACCACGAACACGAGAGAGCAGAUGAACAUAGUUCCUCCAGCUCCUACGUGGUGAGCAACCUAGAGCGAAGCAAUCAACACGGCGACCAAAGUGAUCCUGUACAACCUGCUGAGCCACAGCACACCUCCCGAAGUUCCUCCAGAAACCUGUCCUUUCUUGGCAAGUUGGCGGCCUACACAGCAGCAAUUGGAAACGAAGUAUUUCUUGGAGCGAAACUGCUUACAAAGGCUGUUAUCCAGGAAUAUGAGGUAGUUUGUUUUUUGUCAUUCAUAUUAAUUUGCAGAAAAAAAGCGAGCCUUUGCUUUCACUUUAAGCUCGCACUCAUAUUACACGCAGACAAUGGCACGUCUGGUCGUGCAAGUAUGCAUGACAAAAAACGUGCUACAAUAGGUUUACUUGUCACGCAUAUUAAUUUGAGUUUGACUUUCGGCUUGUUCGUUUGGUAGCUCUAUUUAGGUCCUUUUAGCGUUCUGUUUUUUUUUCAGCACUGAGUUUGCCAGAAAGAAAUUCUGUAUCCAGAAUAACAAAAACCUUCAGUUUUACCGGCUGCACUACGGGAAGUACCCGAGCGGGUAUCAUCCGCGCAAGCAACAAACGGAGAGACGAACAGAAGCGCUGGCUGAGAAAAAGGUACUUCUUUUUCAUGGAUGUUGUUGAGGAUCAAUUAGGAUUGCAAAUUUUCAUCAGUAGUGUCCUGCAUCAGUGGCCUCAUGUGGGAGGUCCUCGAGCUCUCGUGAAAAAAAAAAGCAGAAAGAUACCUCAGCAGUAGAUACCAUUUCACAUAUAUUGCAACAGAUCAAGUCGGCCGAAGACAGCACGUCGUGGAGGACACGACCCGCAACGUCGUCUUUCGCGACCAAGUCUCCGAAGCUUCGCACGGAGAGACAGAAAUACAACGAAGUAAAGGCGAACAGUCAGCAUCAGCAGUCCUAUGUCGAGCAGCAAACUGAAAAACAAAAAUCAGCCACCGCCGCCGCUACGGCCACCUCCGAGUCGGAGGCGGCAGAAUCAGAAUCCGGAGUCGAGGCCGCGGCGCAGUCCACCAGCGGAUCGCUCCCCGCCCCCGUGGUCGACCAGCUACUCGGGUCGAUCUUGAUGUUGCUCAUCUGCGCGCUCCCGUCGACUUGCUUCUACGUUUCCCACGCGCGACUAUCGUUCCGGGAGCAGCAGAUCGUGGAGGACGAGGUGCGGGGCAAGAUCAAAAAGCAAGAGCACGACAUGGGGAAAAGGAUGAAGCAACAGCAGAAGGCGGCUGCACUUGCGGCGGGGCAAGCAGGAGGGACGGAAGGGGGUGCUGGGGGCAUCGGAGUGAUCCAGGAAGAGCCAGCAGGGGUCGUGCAGGUGUAGUCAGGUGCUGUGUGCGAAUCAACGGUGAGACUUACUUAGAUGAAUGGAUGGGUCAGGGAGUUGUACAAUACGAAUACUCACGUUUUGAGUCGGAGAAACUUCACCUUGUGACAGGUGGUUUCUUCAUUCUGAGGCUGAAGUACAAGCGACACCAAAAACCUAGUUUUGAAGACUACUGUAAGAUCAUGGCACGAGUAUCUACUUUAUUCGCGGUUGUAGCUGCUGUCCC
Amoebophrya sp. A120 is the source of this 1999-nucleotide messenger RNA. The record is from the annotation of a GenBank genome assembly. Lineage: Eukaryota; Dinophyceae; Syndiniales; Amoebophryaceae.